Malassezia globosa CBS 7966 is the source of this 2127-nucleotide messenger RNA. RefSeq lists its product as uncharacterized. Bases 1 to 2127 code for a protein of 708 amino acids. The record is from RefSeq and is a predicted model, not a curated record. Gene Ontology annotation, biological process: regulation of transcription by RNA polymerase II. The transcript has a single exon. Gene Ontology annotation, molecular function: DNA-binding transcription factor activity, RNA polymerase II-specific; RNA polymerase II cis-regulatory region sequence-specific DNA binding. NCBI's taxonomy places the organism in Eukaryota, Fungi, Basidiomycota, Malasseziomycetes, Malasseziales, Malasseziaceae. Gene Ontology annotation, cellular component: PcG protein complex; chromatin; transcription regulator complex.
AUGACGUCGACUAGUGGGAGUGUGAACAACCCACCCCAUAUGUCUAAAUUGGCAACAUCGGAAUCAUCGACGUACGGGACUGGGUCACCGCAUGGAUCGCCGCGAUUAGUGAUGGCACACCACCUGCCUAGCGUCUUGUCGCCAUAUCGCGACUCGUCGUCACGCUUCCAGUCUAUUGGAAGUCCACGAACGAGUAGUCCACGUAUCAGUGUAUUGACACGAGAAGCAUCAUUUGGAUCGCUACAUUAUCCAGCAUCAUCUUCGCGCCCAGCAUCACCAUCAACGAGUCAUAUGCCAGAACGCUCUUACUCGCCAUCACCUAGCUCAGGUGCCCAGUCAGCAGCUGCACGAAUGUCAACACGGCCAUUGCCACCACGGCGCUUGUCUGAUACGUCCCGGCUUGUGAGCUCAGCUCUGUCACAGGGUGCGAGCGGAUGUGCUGGCCUAUCUCAUCCAGCAGGGGCCUCUGAUAUCACCAUGUUUGACGAUGCACCGGGAUCGCCACGACCUCCGCUUUCUCCUGGCAUUUUGCCCCCUCAUCUAUCGGGUCAAACCAAUACCGGUCUUGCGUCAGCACCGCUUCCGCGCUCGCCCUACGAUACAUACGCGGCAAAUUCGCCCUCGCGCUAUGGCGAGCUUUAUGCACCGAGUCCGAAGCGAGAUGUGUUCCGCUUUAAUGCAGCGCCAGCUGGAGCACCAGGAUGGCGCUCAUCAUCAUCUGCAUCGCUCGCCACAGGUCGUGGCGAUGGCUCGCCUUGGUAUGAGAAUCGGAACUCUCCAUUCGCAUCCAGCUCUGUACGUGCGGGUAGUUCAGGGCUUGGAUCUCGGCCGGGCAGUGUGAGUGGCGAUGAGGAUGCCCACUCAUACCGGAUGAGUAACGAUGUUCUGCCACCGGAGGAUGAAGCGGCUACAUCUGUUCGGCCGUCUCCUGCAUAUACUCCGUACGGACGCACGCCUGCGUCGGCGGCGGCAGCAGCAACGACGGCUGGAAUGCCUGUGCGCUCCGACUCGUCUGGCUACAGUUCGCCGAUGUAUCGAGCAUCCGCAUUACCUAAUGCACCAUCGCCAUACUUGGCGAACUCCACACCCACCGUUGCGUAUCCGCCUCGAGGCAUGGCGUACCGGGCCGCAGAAUGGCAAGGCGAUAUGUACGCGGACCAUGCUGCUGAUUCGUACGGCUUGCGCAGCAGGCCAAAAUACGAAAACGAUGUGUACGCAGCAGACACCCCGCCUGCGGGUUCGUAUCCGGAUACGUACUACAAUCCUCCCUACCCGCGUGGCACGCCGAAUAGCAUGCCGUACAAGUACUCUUCGGCAGCCGCGAGUGUCACACGUUCCGAUGUAGACAUGUCGUCGGCUGAUGAGCGCUCAGGCGAUGACGAGAAAAUGAUGCAUACGCCGAGGCGCUACGUGGCCAAGCCGUCUGCUCUAGCCUCGUCGGCGACGGCGUCUGCCACAGGGCUUGGACUGGGGCCAGGCCCCGUGCAACCUGCACCUGGAUCGGGAUCAGCGGUGCACAGGUUUGUUACUGGACACGGGUUAGGGUCAGUGCCAGCAACGUCAACAGCUACACUUCCUUCCGGAUCAGGUCCCGCGCCGUCGUCUUCACCAGCUGUUUUGGGGCCAACGGCGUCGGCCAUGACAUCUGGCUUGCCAGAGAGCGACUCAGGCGGGCCUAAGCUGCAUGUGUGUGAUGCUUGCAACAAGACAUUCAGUCGGCGCUCCGACCUCGCGCGUCACCGCCGCAUCCACACUGGUGAGCGGCCGUACCCAUGCGAGUUUCCUGGGUGUGGCAAAAGCUUUAUCCAGCGGUCCGCAUUGACUGUGCAUUCGCGCGUCCACAGUGGAGAACGGCCACAUCAGUGCGAGUUUGAGGGAUGUGGAAAAAGCUUUUCCGACAGCAGCUCGCUGGCUCGCCACAGACGUACCCACACAGGCCGCCGUCCGUACGUUUGUACGGUGCCAUCAUGUGGCAAAAUGUUCACGCGACGCACGACAUUGAAUCGGCAUGUUCGAAGUCACCAAAUGCCUUUAAAGAAGGGCACGGCUGACGCCGCGUUUAUCGACGACGCGCCCGAGAGUGAGGAGGAGGACGACGACGAUGAUAGCAGUGAUGAUGUUCAUUGA